AACUUUUUUUUCUCUAUAAAUAGAGACUUGGUUUGAUAGAUUUGGACACAGAAAAAAAAACCAAGUUUUUCCCCAUCUUUAUUAUCUCUCUCACCAUCUUAUUAUCCUUCUAUUAGCAUUUGUUUUGAAAUGGAUCCCAACAAUCACCAUUACAACACCCAGAAUUCUUCAAGCUACCCAAUUUCCAACCAAAAUCCCAACAACUAUGAAGAUCCAAAUCAAUUUUCUUACCCACGUCCUCAAAAUCCCACCAAUUAUCAAGUCCCACAUCAAUUCUCCAACCAACGUCCUCAAAAUCCAAACUAUUUUCAAGUCCCACAUCAAUUCUCCAACCAACAUCCUCAAAAUCCAAACUAUUAUCCAGAUCCAAAUCAGUAUUCGAACCAGUCAUCAUUUGUUCCAAACUUUCAUCCAUCUUAUGGAUCUGUGAGAUAUCCAUCUCAAACACCCCAGUCUAGUGGUUAUAUGCCAAUGGUUAGUGCAAAUUUUCCUAGUGUUGAUGGACCGGAAUUUCCGGAAUUUUCAACACAAGUCAAUCUUGGUGACGGGUCAGCUGAUAAUGAAGUCAAUGAAGUCACUCCUAAGAGCAAAAAAACGCAUGCACCCGCAUGGAACACUGCACAAAAUAUGGUGCUAAUUAGUGGGUGGAUUAACUGUGGAACAAGCAGUGUUGUGGGGAAAAACCAGAAAGGAGAAACAUUUUGGAGAGAUAUUGCUGAGUAUUGUAAUGAGCAUUGCUCAUUCGAUCCUCCGCGUGAUGGAAUUGCAUGUCGAAACCGUUGGAAUUAUAUGAACAAAAUACUGGGUAAAUGGAUUGGCGCUUAUGAUGCCGCUAAGCGUCAACAAGGAAGCGGUUGGUCGGAUAAUGAUGUUUUGGCAAAAGCGCAGGAAUUAUUCGCAUGUGGGAAGAAUGUUCAAUUUACUUUGAUGGAAGAAUGGAUCGCUCUCCGUGAUCUACCACGUUUUUGUAGUCAAGUAGGAGGAAAUGGUGGCUCAGCAAGUAGUGGAUCUAAGAGAUCUCACGACAGUGAUGCAUGUGGCUCAACCACUAUAGGAUCAAUUCCUCGUCCAAUAGGUAGGGAGGCAGCUAAAAGAAAGAAUAAAAAGAAAAAACAAACUAACCAAUUGAUGAAAACCAAUUUGUAUCUCAAGCUAAGUUCUGAAGAGGAUCUCGAUGACCGUAAGAAAGAGCUGUUGAGUAAGUUGGCCCCAUACCUUCAAAAUUCUCAACUUGAAGAAGCUUUUAUACUCAACCAAUUAGGGUUGGGUCCAAACCAAAAUUUGGAAGAUAGUGCACCUCGUAGAAAGUAUGUCCGUAGAGAUCAUGCAGCAGCAAACCGAAGGCUAAUUGACGACUACUUUGUCAAUGAGCCUACAUAUGACGAUUCAAUGUUUCGUCGUCGGUACCGGAUGCAAAAACACGUUUUCCUUCGAAUCGUUGGGGACCUUUCAAGUAGUGAUAACUACUUCACCCAGCGAGUUGAUGCAGCCAAGAAAGAAGGUAUAUCACCCUUAGCAAAAUGUACCACAGCAAUGCGAAUGUUAGCAUAUGGUGUGGCAGCAGAUGCAGUCGAUGAGUACAUCAAAAUAGGAGGUACUACAGCACUGGAGUGUUUACGUAGAUUCUGUAAUGGAAUCAUACGAUUGUAUGAGCACGAGUACCUGAGAGCACCAACUCAAGAGGACCUGCAAAGAAUACUACAGGUUAGUGAACAAAGGGGGUUCCCAGGCAUGAUCGGGAGUAUUGACUGCAUGCACUGGGAGUGGAAAAAUUGUCCUAAAGCAUGGGAAGGUCAAUUUACUAGAGGGGAUAAGGGAACCACUACAGUUAUUCUUGAAGCAGUUGGAAAGGCUCCAACUGUGAGUUUCAUUGUGAAUCAACGUCCCUAUAAUAUGGCAUACUAUCUAGCUGAUGGUAUCUACCCUUCUUAUCCAACUUUCGUCAAAUCGAUCAGACUUCCUCAAAGUGAACCGGAUAAGUUGUUUGCACAAGUUCAGGAGAGAUGUCGGAAGGACAUCGAACGUGCAUUUGGAGUUCUUCAAGCUCGUUUUAAAAUCAUCCGUGAACCAGCUCGUUUGUGGGACAUAGCUGAUUUGGGUAUCAUUAUGAGGUCAUGCAUCAUAUUACAUAAUAUGAUUGUUGAGGAUGAACGAGAUACAUUUGCUCAACGUUGGACCGAUUUUGAGCAAUCUGGAGAAGGUGGAUCUAGUACACCGCAACCAUACUCGACCGAGGUGUUACCCGCUUUUGCAAAUCAUGUGCGUGCUAGAUCCGAGUUGCGUGAUUCGAACGUUCAUCACGAACUGCAAGCAGAUCUAGUGAAGCACAUAUGGACAAAGUUUGCAAAUGCUUCGUGAUGGAAGAUGAUUUGUAUCGUACUAAUUACGUUAUUUGUGUGUUGUGUGCUUAGUUUGUUGUCUUGCAUUUUAAGUUAAGAAAAUAAA
Molecule: messenger RNA, 2445 nt
Organism: Lotus japonicus
Lineage: Eukaryota; Viridiplantae; Streptophyta; Magnoliopsida; Fabales; Fabaceae
Exons: 4
Coding region: 130-2358 (742 amino acids)
Source: RefSeq, a predicted model, not a curated record